Parasteatoda tepidariorum (common house spider) is the source of this 4480-nucleotide messenger RNA. RefSeq names its product cytotoxic granule associated RNA binding protein TIA1-like. Gene Ontology annotation, molecular function: RNA binding. The record is from RefSeq and is a predicted model, not a curated record. Lineage: Eukaryota; Metazoa; Arthropoda; Arachnida; Araneae; Theridiidae.
CAUUGAUUUGUCAUGCGUUCUCCAAUUAAACGAAGAUCAUGUUACCUUCGCUUGCUUGCAAACAACUCAAAUUUUGACUCGUCAGUAAUCAAAACAAUUUACCACUGUUCUAAAGACCAGUUAACAUGUUUUUUAGCCCAUUGCAUUCGUUUUCGUUGAACACUGUUUUACUUUUUCAAAAGAGGUUUUAUUGCAGCUAAACGAUCUUUUAAACCAUUGUCACGAAGUCGACGAUGUGCAGUAGUUACUGACACAGUUUUCUGUCUAGUAACAUUCAAUUCCUAACCGUUGUUGUAGUUGUUGUUGAAGUUAAUUUACGUCCCACUAUAGCUGCACGAUGGACUAUUCAAUUCCUAACGGGUUUCAUGUGCUGCUCGAGACCGCUGCUGCUUACUUUGAAUGCAGAUAAACUUAUCGUCACGUUUGGAUGUUAUUUCAGGUCUCCCGGAUCGUUGAAAGCUCUUAUUUUGGAAAUGAAAGUGAAUUGGACCUCAUCUCCUGGAAGUACUCCAAAACAGGACACAAGUAAACAUUAUCAUAUAUUUGUGGGUGAUCUUAGUCCAGAAAUCGAAACGCAACAACUUAGAGAAGCCUUCUCACCUUUUGGAGAGAUUUCAGACUGCCGUGUAGUGCGGGAUCCACAAACGCUUAAAUCUAAAGGAUAUGGUUUCGUUUCAUUCGUCAAAAAGGCGGAUGCUGAAAAUGCAAUAGGUACUAUGAAUGGUCAAUGGAUUGGAAGUCGAGCGAUUCGUACCAAUUGGGCGACACGGAAACCACCUGCCAACCGUUCACAAAACGAAAAUAAUGCCAAACCCUUAACCUUCGAUGAAGUUUAUAAUCAGUCCAGCCCUACUAACUGUACAGUGUAUUGCGGGGGAAUCACCCAAGGUUUAUCAGAAGAACUGAUGCAAAAGACAUUUACGCCGUUCGGCUCCAUUCAAGAAAUCAGGGUAUUCAAAGAUAAAGGCUAUGCUUUUGUUAGAUUCGCAACUAAAGAAGCAGCCACACAUGCCAUUGUGGCUACUCAUAACAUGGAAGUGAAUGGUCAAACAGUGAAAUGUUCGUGGGGUAAAGAAGCCGGUGAUCCCAAUAAUCAGCAGCAGCAACAGGUGGGCUUAAGUCUCAAGCAAGAAAUUUUGGCUGUAGAAGCGGCUGAAAACAAAGGUUUCCUGGCUAUGCUAUCUCAGAACUUAGCUGCUCAGUACACCUUCCCCUACCAACAAAUGAGCUAUUGGUACCCACAAGGAUUUCCCCAAGUACAAGGGCAGUUCAUUCAAGGAAUGCAGUACCCUUACGGACAGUACUACGGGCAAGGAUUUGGCAUGAGUGGUAUGCAGAUGGCUUGGCAAGGCAUUCCUGGUCAACCUCAAAUAGCUGCAGCCGCAGCAGCCGCUGCAGCUGCUCAGAGUCCCCUCGCGCAAGGAUUACAGCAGCCUGGAAUGAUUGGUGCCUAUCCCAUGCAACAAUAUCAGGCUCAGUAGUAUUCCAACAUGUACUGUUAUGUUUGUGAUGUCCCUUAUAGUCACCCUUCCCCCCCCCUUGUACUAAAUGAAGCCAAGAGCCCUCCACCGCAGACGCUGUUUUUGUUUUUAAAAGAGUUUAUGGAGUGGAACUUUUUUAAAGAAGAAAUAGUCUGAAAGAUGAAGGCUUGUUAUUCAUAAAUAGAACCUUCGAGAAUACAACCACCAUGAUAUGCAUCGUAAAAUACUGUUAAGCUGAGAUUUCUUUUACGGAAUGUUUUUUUUUUUCAUCAUUUUGGGGUAUCUUUUCUUUCUUAUUUAAAGAAGUCUUUAUAGAUAUGAAGCAUCAUAUUUUUCAUAAUGAAUUUUAUCUAAUUGAAUACCAAUGCUCCAAUAAUUGGCAUGCUUUGUUUGUGCAAAGGUGCAAAAUUGUAUUUAAAAUACAACUAUUCGAUAUUUUCAGUGUCUCAGUGAAAAAUUUGUAACAUUUAUAAAGAAAUGUUUUAAUCUGCCCGUUGUUCGAAAUUUAAUAAAGGUGAUAUUUUCAUUAUAAGGUGUUAUAGAUAAAAGUGAGAUGAAUUUUGUUGAAUAAUUUUCCACUGAGAGACAUUUUAAUAAGUCUAUCAUCUACCCUCAAAGGGAACUAUUAUAUAAAUGUUUUGUGUGAGAGGAAGUGUUCCCGGUGGGGGGACUUGGGUGACUUAGGCACAGGAGGCCCAAUGCGACACAGUCACCACCUGCACUGCCCCGUUCGAUUAUUGUGUUUGUUGUUUUGCAGAAGAAGGAAACUUAGAUUUUAAAUGUCAUCACGUGAAAGUGAAAAAGACAAAUCAACUAAAUUAUUCUUUAGCCAAGAAUUAACAACCAGUUAUUUUCAUUAUUUUCCCCAGGUGGCGCUGUGAGCGGCAACAAAUUGCUGAAAAUAUAUUACCCUGGUUCCACAGGUGCUGUUCUAUGAAGCACUGUUUUAUUUAUUCACAUAAAAUAUAGAAUGAUUAGUUGUUAAUAGUUGAGAUAGAAACACCGAAUGUUUGUGAGUAUGUUUAGGAGGAAUUUUGAAUUUUAUUUUUCCCUGUUUUGGCUGUUUCAUUUUUCUAACAUAUUCCAAAAAUUGAGUCAUUCUUCCCGUCUAACUCAAUUUAUGGAGUACAAACAUUAGCGCUAUUUCAGUAGCAAUUUUUCUACGGGCUUCAUCAAAAAAAGCAUUUAGGGGAUAAAAAUCGUUACGUCCUUUAAUAGACGUUGGUUAUUGCCAGUGGUUAACAAAACGGUGUUUCUUGAAAAUUUUAUGCGAUUAUUUUUGUGAUGUAUUUUUUCCAACGUGCCAACAUGUUGUCUCGUCAUAGUAUCUGUGAGAGGAUUUUUUUAAACACCAAUGUUAUCCCUUGUGAUAUAUAGCUACGUUUUCACAUUGUUGUUUUGCUUAUAUUUGUCAGCAAAUAUUCUACAUGUCUUGCUCUUUGUUUCAUGAAUACUGCAUUCAUGUCAGAGCAAAGAGUUUAUUUGUGGCUUGACAGCUUGAAAGAAGAGGACAUCAGAACGAACCCUCAAAGUAAAUACCAGGUAAGCGACAAUCUCUAACAAAGUCAGGACAUGAAAAAAUAGAUAUCCAAUAUUCAAGUAAAACAAAUCAAAUCAUUUUCAGUGAGCCGUUAUAGCCAAACCAAUCAUUUAUCUUUAACCCUUUCUGCGGGGAUCAUUUAAUUUUGACAUGGCGAAAAAUUCAUACAGAUUGUAGUUAACAUCGUCACCGAUAGAUGGCGCUUUUUCUAUUUGUGAAAAGUAUGUUUUUGUAAAAAUAUUUUGAUAUUCUUCCUUUAUUAAACUAAAAAGUAUGCUUCCAAUGAAAAACAAAAUCUAAGUAAGAAAGAGUUUUUUUUUUUUCAAUCACCACUGAAACAAAUAUGUAAAAAUUAAUUUAUAGGUGAAAAUUUAGGUUGAAUUAAAAGAAGGCAUUUAUAUAUACGGAGCUUGAUUAAAUUCUUUUUAUUAUUAAUAAUACAGUGAUUUAUCACAUACUACCGAUAUUUGUAAAAUAAGCACUGUAUUUUGCAAACCACUGGCCGUCCGAAUUAAAUAAAGCUGUAUGGUUGUUCUGGUUAUUACUCGCUUGCUUUAAUAUUAAACCGCUCUCUUAACUUUUUAUGCUCCUCUCUUAAAUAAAUAAGUAUUUUUGGAGAAAUAAUAUAAGGGACUAAAGCAAAAAAACUUUUUGUUAAAAACCUUUUUAUUUUCUCAAAGUUAGGGUGGUCCUUUUCAAGAGAGCAUAUUUUCAUACUAUCUUUAAAAAUGUGUAUUUUGUUCGCAUAACAUAGAAGAAAGACAUUACUUUGUUACACCGAUGGGCAAGCACAAUGUACAAAAAACAAACACAGUCUUGUACAGUGCAUACUGUAGAUAGUUCUUGUACUGGUCAAAGUUAAACAAAAUUAUAAGCAAACCAACAAAAGCUACUAUUCAGAAAAUUGAUGCGUGCGACUUUUUCAAACUCUGAAAACAAAAAUGUAUAUCUGUUUUAUUAAUAUCAUGCGAAUCAACUUUAAUACAAAAACGCGUUUUCAUAAUUUCUGUUACAAAAGUUAUUUUAAUUUUCAUUAGGAAACAUAAAACUGAGUCUGCCUGUAACAGAAUCGGGCGGCAGCAGAAGUUUCUCAAAAUUUCUCAAAAUUUAAGAAACUACGGGGCGAAGUUGCGUUUCUCAAAUACUUUAAUGAAGGUAGUUCAAAUAACUAAAUUAUCUAGCUCCUAAAAUUCACGCGGCUUUUAUUAAUAGUGUUCAUUAUUUUUCAUUUUAUAGAAUAAAAAUCUAAAUGAUUAAUUUGAAUGAUUAUUAAUACAACAAGUGUUAACAUUUUAGAUAAUGAUUCAAACAUUUAACAUUUUAUUCCAUAAUCUUUAAGUGAAACGUAAUUUUUGGAGUAGGGGAGAGUGGGGUCAAUUGUAACAUUUUUUACUUAACUAUUUUUAACUAACCAAAAAUCCAAUAUAUUAUUAGUAUUAAUUGACAGACGAGUAAAGUA